Molecule: messenger RNA, 1501 nt
Organism: Rhizopus microsporus ATCC 52813
Lineage: Eukaryota; Fungi; Mucoromycota; Mucoromycetes; Mucorales; Rhizopodaceae
Product: putative tyrosine-tRNA ligase
Exons: 9
Coding region: 107-1501 (464 amino acids)
Biological process (GO): tyrosyl-tRNA aminoacylation
Cellular component (GO): cytosol; mitochondrion
Molecular function (GO): RNA binding; tyrosine-tRNA ligase activity; ATP binding
Source: RefSeq, a predicted model, not a curated record
CAUCUUUUGUGCAUAAAAUGAUCAAGCUAAAAGCAAGUCACGAUUUUUAUUUUCUGUAUGGUGCAUCUGUGCCUGUGUGUGUGUGCCUGGUAAUUUUUAUUUUUUCAUGUUUAUGUUAAAACAGACAGGGUCCAAGUGGCGCUUGACGCUAAGUAAGCACGUUUCCUUUUUCAGCACACAGAGCAAUGUCAUCACAGACAUGACUCAACGUGGACUUUUAUUUCAAACAACAAGCCCUGACAUCAUCAAAAGAACAGAAGCACCCACUACUAUUUAUUGUGGAGUCGAUCCUACAGCCAAGAGUCUUCAUUUAGGUAAUCUCGUCACAUUAAUGGGCCUGCUUCACUUUCACAUUCGUGGCCACCAGACAAUCGCACUUGUAGGAGGGGCAACUGGAAGCAUUGGAGACCCUUCUGGUCGCAAGUCAGAGCGAGUACCACUGACAAAGGAAGUGCUGGCAACCAAUGUGGCGGGUAUUGAAAGUCAAAUUCAUCGUUUCUUCAAGAAUGGUGCUACCUAUGCUCGUCGAAGAGGAUAUGAUGGAAAUGAGCGCACGCCAAAAGUAUUGAACAAUUAUGACUGGUUUAGCUCGAUGACAGCGCUUGAUUUUUUGAGCGACAUUGGUCGAUACGCACGAGUGAACACGAUGCUGGCAAAGGAAAGCGUCAAGUCACGUAUAGAAAGUACUCAGGGUAUCAGUUUCACAGAAUUUUCUUAUCAACUAUUACAAGCUUAUGAUUUCUAUUAUUUAUACAAGCAUCAUGACUGCCGCGUUCAGUUGGGAGGAAGUGAUCAGUGGGGUAAUAUCACAGCAGGUAUUGAUUUGAUAUCCAAGAAGAGACAAGAUGAAAAGGAAGACAUUCAAUCACGGGCAUUUGGUAUCACCAUUCCACUCUUACUUACAUCGACUGGAGAAAAGUUUGGAAAAUCAGCAGGUAAUGCAGUGUGGUUAGAUGAGACGAUGACAAGUGUCUAUGACUUUUAUCAGUUUUUGAUGAGGUCAUCAGAUGAUGAUGUAAGUAAAUAUCUACGCAUGUUUACACUAUUGUCACCAAACGAGAUAAAAGAUAUAAUGGAUGAACACCAAAAAUCACCUGAGCUCAGAAUAGCACAAACCAAGUUGGCAAAUGAGACAACUGAGUUAGUUCAUGGAUCCGAUGGACUACAAAGAGCACAAACAGCUACACGUGUCUUGUUUGGACAAACAGAUUCACUUUCAGGCGAUCAAAUUAUUCAAGCCUUUAAAGGGGACAAACAUCGUUUCACUCAAUUAGAGAAAUCACGUUUGAUUGGAGCAGGUUUAGAUCAAAUCGCUGCCAUGACAAAUGCAGUAAAAUCUAAAUCUGAGGCACAAAAGAAGAUGAAAGCAGGUGGAUUCUAUUUGAAUAGUACCAAGAUAACACAUCAUCAGACAACACUGACAGAACAAGACUUGAUUGAUGGGAAAGUGGUCAUCCUUCGUAUAGGCAAGAGUUCAUUUUAUUUAAUAGAGGCUAUUUAA